Phoenix dactylifera (date palm) is the source of this 1328-nucleotide messenger RNA. Its product is annotated as 26S proteasome non-ATPase regulatory subunit 14 homolog. The record is from RefSeq and is a predicted model, not a curated record. Lineage: Eukaryota; Viridiplantae; Streptophyta; Magnoliopsida; Arecales; Arecaceae. Gene Ontology annotation, molecular function: metallopeptidase activity; protein binding.
UGUCUUAUAAAUUAAACCCUGGAGAAGGGGGUUGCGUCUCCGGGAGGACUCUGGAGAAGGCAUGGAGAGGCUGCAUCGGAUCUUCUCGGGGGCGGGAGGGAUGGGGCACCCGCCGGCCGACUCCCCGCUGCUCGACACGUCCGAGCAGGUCUACAUCUCCUCACUCGCCCUGCUCAAGAUGCUCAAGCACGGGCGGGCUGGGGUACCGAUGGAGGUGAUGGGGCUGAUGCUGGGGGAGUUCGUGGACGAGUACACGGUCCGGGUGGUGGACGUGUUCGCGAUGCCGCAGAGCGGGACCGGCGUCAGUGUCGAGGCCGUCGACCACGUCUUCCAGACCAACAUGCUUGAUAUGCUCAAGCAGACCGGAAGGCCUGAAAUGGUAGUAGGCUGGUAUCAUUCUCAUCCAGGCUUUGGUUGUUGGCUUUCUGGGGUUGAUAUAAAUACACAGCAGAGUUUCGAAGCCUUGAAUCCAAGGGCAGUUGCAGUUGUGGUAGAUCCAAUCCAGAGUGUUAAAGGGAAAGUUGUCAUCGAUGCUUUCCGCCUGAUCAAUCCUCAAACCAUGAUGCUAGGCCAGGAACCUCGCCAGACUACUUCCAAUGUUGGUCAUCUCAACAAGCCAUCUAUUCAGGCACUAAUUCAUGGGUUGAAUCGACAUUACUACUCUAUAGCCAUAAAUUAUCGGAAAAAUGAGCUUGAAGAAAAGAUGUUACUGAACCUGCACAAAAAGAAGUGGACAGAUGGAUUGACUUUGCAGCGGUUUGAUACCCAUUCCAAAACUAAUGAGCAGACUGUGCAGGAAAUGCUGAAUUUAGCCAUCAAGUACAACAGAGCAGUUCAGGAGGAAGACGAGUUGCCACCAGAGAAGCUUGCAAUUGCAAAUGUAGGAAGGCAAGAUGCAAAGAAGCAUUUGGAAGAGCAUGUUUCAAACUUGAUGUCAUCAAACAUAGUUCAGACUCUGGGAACCAUGCUAGACACUGUUGUGUUCUAAUAGGUCUACACUGCUGCAGAAGGCGUGAUUGUCUUCGCUGAACCGAGUCCCAUCUCUAAUUCCCUCAAAAUGAAUCUCGUGUAGAUUGGUUUUUGAGUUAUGAUGAUAUUGUUGUUAUGCCACAAGCAAAUUUCAGUAGUAACGAGGACCAUGGUUGGAAGUAGACCCUUAAUAUUUGAAGUUGUCCGUUCAUCUACCGUCAUCCCUGGUUUCGUGACAAUUGUGUUACGUUUGCCCUGCGCCUGUCAAGUUCUCUUAGCCUUGCUCUGAAUAUGGAGCUCCAGUGUAAUUUAUGUCAGCCAUAGUUAUUCAUCGAGUGAAGGCAAGUGGCUUGGCUGCA